Owenia fusiformis is the source of this 588-nucleotide messenger RNA. The record is from the annotation of a GenBank genome assembly. Lineage: Eukaryota; Metazoa; Annelida; Polychaeta; Sabellida; Oweniidae.
UAAGGAUUGAAUUUAUGUUUUAAGUAGAGUUAUUUCUAUUAACUUCUCUCAUGACCCACUUUAGUAUUUGUCAAAAUUGUCAAAUUAUCCCAAAUUAUACUUGCGUAUUUCUAAGAGAAUCCAAGUAAUAUGUCUGAAGCAGAAGUAAAGAAAGGAAGGGGUCGGCCAGCUGAUGUUGAUGAGAGUGGGGUUACUGGUGAACCAGAAGUCAAAAGAGGACGUGGAAGACCUAAAGGCAGCACAAAGGCAGCUAAAAAAUCUGCAAAAGCAGUCACAAAUGGAGCUCCACGAGGCCGAGGAAGACCUCCUAAGUCUGCUCCAGCAGCAGAACCAGUUCCAGAAGAUGAUGAUGUCCAAGAAGAAGAAGAAGUUGAAGCAGCAGAAGAGGUGCCGGAAGAGGAAGUUGAAGCUCCCCCAAAGAAAGGCAGAGGUAGACCCAAGGGCACUACAAAGGCAGCUAAAAAGGCAGCAUCAGGACGGGGUAGAGGCAGACCAAAGAAGAACCCAGAGCCAGUAGAAGCUGAAGAUGUCUCUGAGGAUGCUGAAGAUGCAGAAGAUGAUACUCAAUAGACUAUCACCCUAGUAACG